UUCACCUUUUCCUAAAUUUAAUAAUUUUUACACAAUGAAGCAUUUGCAAUUUGUGCUCGUCCUGGCCAUCGCGGUCAAUGUGUGGGAAUGUGGAGACGCAAAAUUCGGCGAGAGGGGAGAAGUCAGCCCCAGGAGGAGACGGUGUUACGACGGAAGCUUGCCCAAGCGGCUGAAAAAAAGGGAGCGAAAAGUGUUGCUUGACGGCAGCAGCAGCGGAGAAGUUUGCCACAGGUUGUACCCCCGCGUGUCCUGCUGUCCCACCAGGAGAGCUGCCUAUCAGAUCCUCCACAGCAGGGAUGCCAGGAUUUUCUCCACCAACAACACUGAAUGUGGACAUCUCCUGGAGGAGAUCAAGUGUGCUCGCUGCUCCCCCAAUGCCCAGGUGUUGUUCCAGUCCUUUGAUAUGGAUAAGAUGCCACACAGGGAGCCAGACCUGCCGCAUCUCUGCAAGGACUUCUGCCGCGAAUUCUACUACACCUGCAGGGGGCACAUACCAGAACUUUUCCAAGCCGAUGUGGAUGAGUUCUGCCAGUACUAUGGGAGGAGAGAUGCCAGCCUAUGCUUUCCAGAUUUUCAGCGAAAGCAACCACCAAGGCAAGAUUCCAACUACUUGGGAGAUGAGCAAAUAGAAGAAUUCAGCAGGAAACACAAACACAACUGCUACUGUGCCCAGGAGGUGUUGAGUGGUCUGAGGCAGCCGGUGGCUGUGGUGCACUGUGGGGAUGGAUCCCAGCGACUCUUUGUCUUGGAAAAAGAGGGAAUUGUCAGGAUACUCAACCAUAACCUGGAGCUAAUUAAGGAACCCUUCCUGGACAUCCACAAGCUGGUGCAGAAUGGCUUGAAGGGCGGAGAUGAAAGGGGCCUGCUAAGCUUGGCAUUCCACCCCAAUUACAAGAAGAAUGGCAAGCUCUACAUCUCCUACACCACCAACCAAGAGCGCUGGGCCAUUGGACCACAUGACCAUAUACUCCGUGUGGUUGAAUACACCAUUUCAAGGAAAAAUAUAAACCAGGUGGACACCAGGACAGUUAGAGUGCUAAUGGAAGUGGCAGAGUUGCACAGGAAGCACCUAGGAGGCCAACUGCUCUUUAGCCCUGAUGGUCUGUUACACAUUGUCCUGGGAGAUGGCAUGAUCACCCUUGAUGACAUGGAGGAAAUGGAUGGACUCAGUGAUUUCACAGGGUCCGUCCUAAGGGUAGAUGUGGACACAGACUGUUGUACGUCACCCUAUUCCAUACCGCGGAACAACCCAUACUUCAACAGCACCAACCAGCCACCUGAAAUCUUUGCCCAUGGAUUACAUGACCCAGGCAGGUGCGCAGUAGAUCGGCUUCAGACAGACAAUGGGAGUCUUUUUAUCCUCUGUACAGAUGCCAGUGGCAAGAACACAUCAGCAGGACGAAUACUGGAGAUUGCUAUGGGGAAAGAUUAUGAAAAUGAGCCCUCUGUCUAUGACCUGCAGUCCAGUGGAGGGGCACCACCUGUGGGAGGCUUCAUCUACAGAGGCUGCCAGUCAAGAAGACUGUAUGGCAGUUAUGUGUUUGGAGAUAAAAAUGGUAACCUGCGGAUCCUCCAGAAGUCGACAUUGUCAACAUCAGCAAGUGGUGAACAGUGGCAGGAAAAAGCUCUGUGUCUGGGCUCAGCUAGCUCCUGUGGCUCGAUGCUUGUGGGAAACAUCUUGGGUUUCGGAGAGGAUGAACUAGGAGAAGUCUACAUAUUGGCAAGCAGUAAAAGCAUGACACAGUCACACAGCGGGAAACUCUACAAGCUGGUGGACCCUAAAAGGCCUCAUGCCCCUAAGGAGUGCCAGCGUCAGAUGGAGGACCCAGCGCCGCUGAUGACAGCUUGUUCCAGACAGUGUAAGAAUGGACACUGCACUCCUACGGGCAAGUGCUGCUGCAGCCCCGGCUGGGAGGGACCCUUCUGCCGUGUUGCCAAAUGUGAACCAGCAUGUCGCAAUGGAGGAGUGUGUAUGGAGCCCAACAAGUGCCUGUGUAAGAGCGGCUACUCCGGCCCCCAGUGUGAGACGAGCGAGCAGGGUAUGCCCAAUGACCAGGAGAAAGACGGCAUACUGGACCACAUCAUGGGCAUGACCUCAUAUCUCCUAGACCUGACCAGCUAUAUUGUAUAGGGGUAUGCAGAGGGGGGUUGCUCCCUACCGCCAUCCUCAAGUUGACACAGAUCUACCUACCACCACCAGCAGACUCUAACGAGGUGCCCGUACUAUGACUUCCUAAUCUCCAUCACACCCACAUAGGCAUGUACAUGUACACACAGAUACAUACACAGGAUCCCCGUUAGACUGCUUUUCAUCCACAUCACCAUACCAAACUUCAUUUUUUUGCCUAUAAGCUACUUGCUCUUGAGCACCAGGCCUGGCCUCCAAGCCUUGUUCACAUUUCAGAGAGACCUGCAGACAGCAGCAGCACGAUUGACAAGCAUGGCCAAGUUACGGAAGUUCCACUGAGACAUUUCCACUCUCAAUCAGAAAACACCCACACGUGGCUGACUCCACAGGAACAGACCAUUUUAACCCAAGACUUUGGAUCUUUUCAGGGGCUCUCUGUGGCCUUAUUAAAGACCCCCAAAUAAUGGAGUCUGAUGCAUUUCAUCAGAGACAGUUGAUUGUUCAUCAGAUGUUCUCUAUGGAUGUUCUCUAAGGUGGCGUGGCUAAAGAUCAAAUUUGUGCUCACGGUCCAUUCAAAAGUUCAGCAAAAUAAAUGUCUACAGACAGUACACAGGCUUCGGAGGGGCACUGCAUCUCAGAUUCAGCUAUAAAAACUGAGAUGUCAUGGGUCACAUUUUCUUUGUGCUAUACUAUUUUAAAGGCACUAAUACAAGACAUAGACUGUAGUCUCACUUAUGGUCUGUUUUGUUUGUGGACACAUCGUCAUUAAAAGCUAUAACUGUACUCAGUAUGUAUACAUUGUUUUGCAAAACACUCUUUUGCUAUCAGUGUACAGAAUGGAUCCACAACAGAGGACUGUUAAUCUAUCACAGAAACAAGAACAACUGGGUGAGCACCUCGUACUUUGUCAAAGCCAGUUUCAUACAAUCUGAAUGGAGUUAUUGGCUCCCAUGCACUGUGUUCAUUUUUUGUUUCAUUCACUUUAUUAUUCAGAAUGAAUUUAAACACAUUAAAAAAAGUGCAAUGAGAGUAGUUUCACAUUCACACACACACACAGUUUUAUCUUUGUGAG
Monopterus albus (swamp eel) is the source of this 3200-nucleotide messenger RNA. It is a transcript of the gene hhip, whose product is annotated as hedgehog interacting protein. The transcript is spliced from 13 exons. NCBI's taxonomy places the organism in Eukaryota, Metazoa, Chordata, Actinopteri, Synbranchiformes, Synbranchidae. Bases 35 to 2131 code for a protein of 698 amino acids. The record is from RefSeq and is a predicted model, not a curated record.